UCUAGAGUGAUGGUGCAGUGUUUAUGACGCUAGAUUUACAAGAAGAGAUUGAAGAAGAAGUUCCUUAAUGAUGAUGAUGACGACGAUGAUGAUAUAUAUAUACAUAUAUAUAUAAGGGUUCACACAGAGCAGAGAGAUCUGGUAAAUUAGGUAAUUAAGAAUUUUUAGGGUUGAACCAUGGGGAGCAGUUCGACUACGAGGGAGGACAAAGGUCUGUUCAGAGUGGCCAUGGAAGGAGAUUGGGAAGAAGUUGUGAAAAUUUACGAGAAAUAUCCAGAUGCUCGCAGGGCCAAGAUCACAAGAUCAGGAGCCACAGCGUUGCAUGUAGCAGUUACCGAAGGGAAAGUCGAGAUUGUUGAAAAACUGAUAAAAGUCAUAAUUUCUCAAGACGACAAGGAAGUACUCAGAGCUCAAAACGAGGGAGGAUAUACUGUUCUCCAUCUGGCAGCGUCAGUGGGGAAUGCGGAAAUGUGCAAAAUUAUCACUGAUGCCGAUUCUUCGAUGAUCGCAAUUCGUACCAAGAGCAAAGAGACGCCACUCUUCAGUGCCGCUCUACAUGGAAAGAAUGAGGUCUUCUGCUUUCUAGACUCUAUCAGUACCUGCUCUGAAUCUCAUCGUCAACACCGACUUUCUUAUGGUAGGAGAGAGGACGGCAACACUGUGCUGCAUUCAGCAAUCGACGGGGAGUACUUUGAUUUGGCGUAUCGCAUAAUUGACUUGUACGAAGACUUUGUUAAUUAUGUCAAUGACGAAGGAUUUACGCCUCUCCAUCUUUUGGCCACCAAGUCUUCUGCAUUCAAAAGUGGUAUCAACUUUGGACGAUUUAAGACAUUCAUUUAUGAAUGUAUAUAUGUGGAAGAAACACCACCACAUCUCGGAUCAACGGAUAAAAAGAAUUUCGUUCAAAACGUGCAAACCAAUAGAAAUGAACAAGACAGAACAACAAGUACUGAUCUAGAGAACCCCACACUACCGAGCAAAAGACUUACUCAUGGCGAUGAUCAUAUAUUUCCGGCUAACUAUGUCAUUUGCGUAGAGUAUCUCAAGCUUGUAUGCAAGAUAAUGCUAUUAUUAGUAUGUGGACAGGCAUGGAUGAUGUCGUUCCUAAACGAGAUAAGAGAUCUGAAAAAGAAGCACAUAUGGUCUGCUAAAAUAAUGGAUAAACUAUUGUAUCAUACUUCAAUAUACGACAAACUAGAAGGUGGAACAGACAGGGGGAAUCUAGAAUAUGACUCGGGUGAGAUUAAACCAGGCAGGAAUAGUCCAGAACAAGAGGCAGAGGAGGAAUCGUCAGCAUCAGCCAAAAACAAAAAGAAAGAUAAAGGGUCCGAAGAGGAGAAGUGGAAGAAAGACCCUGAAAUGACAAAUGAAACAGUCCUGCUAACAGCAGCCAGAUAUGGUGUAACAGAGAUAGUAGAGAGAAUUCUAGAUAAAUUUCCAACGGCAAUCCAGGAUACGGACAUUGCAAAGAAGAAUAUACUGAUUUUGACUGUUGAAAACAGACAGCCCAGUGUAUAUAAUCUGUUGAGAAAUAAAAAAAUGCUGAGUGAGGGCAUCAUAAGAAAAGUAGAUCAUGAACACAAUAGUGUAUUACAUGUCGCAGCUAUCUACGAUAAAGAUAUGAAGCCCUGGCCCAUUCCUGGAAUUGCUCUCCAAAUGCAGUGGGAAAUCAAAUGGUUUGAGUUUGUGAAAGACUCCAUGCCAAAAGGCAUCUUUGUUCGACGAAACCUUAAGGGCAAGACACCAGAUGAAGUUUUCACUGAAACCCACCAGACCCUCAUAAAAGAAAGCAGUAAGUGGCUGAUAAAAACAUCAGAAUCUUGCUCCGUCGUCGCUGCCUUAAUCGCCGGUGUUGCUUUCGCCACUUCCGCCUCCGUCCCAGGAGGAAACAAUGAAGAAACUGGCAAACCAUACUUUGCAACAAAUCCGGCAUUUCAAAUGUUCGCUAUGACAUCGCUCAUCGCCCUAUGCUUCUCGGUCACUUCUUUGGUCAUGUUCAUGACCAUCAUUACCUCUCGCUUCCAAGAAAAUGAUUUUGCAAGAGACCUGCCGUGUAAGCUUUUAAUGGGCUUAACAUCCCUCUUCGUCGCCAUAGGCUGUAUGCUGGUUUCAUUUUGUGCAGGACAUUUCUUGGUGCUUGAAAAUAAUCUCAAAUUUGCUUCGUUUCCGGUAUAUGCUAUGACAUGUUUGCCUGUAUCUAUAUUCGCUGCAGCCCAGUUUCCACUCUAUGUUGAUCUUCUGCAGUCUACCAUAAAGAAUCCGUUUAAACAUCGGCAUCGAUACAAAUUCACUAAGACUGAGACUUAGUUUAGCAUAAAAUUAAUGGGGCUUUUUUUUCCCCCCCCUAGCUAGUUAGUACAGGAUGAGCAUAUUAAUUUUCUGAAUCAUUGCCUAUCGGCUUUUUGUUCUGUCAUGUAUGAGGGUUUUUUUUUUUUUUUUUUUUUUUUUUUUUUUUUUUUUUUUUUUUUUUUCCCCU
Ziziphus jujuba (common jujube) is the source of this 2476-nucleotide messenger RNA. RefSeq lists its product as uncharacterized. Lineage: Eukaryota; Viridiplantae; Streptophyta; Magnoliopsida; Rosales; Rhamnaceae. The record is from RefSeq and is a predicted model, not a curated record. Bases 178 to 2307 code for a protein of 709 amino acids. The transcript is spliced from 7 exons. Gene Ontology annotation, molecular function: protein binding.